Myxocyprinus asiaticus (Chinese sucker) is the source of this 8066-nucleotide messenger RNA. Its product is annotated as dystroglycan 1-like. The record is from RefSeq and is a predicted model, not a curated record. Gene Ontology annotation, cellular component: dystrophin-associated glycoprotein complex; basement membrane; sarcolemma. The coding region runs from base 670 to 3267 and encodes 865 amino acids. Gene Ontology annotation, molecular function: calcium ion binding; laminin binding. The transcript has 3 exons. Gene Ontology annotation, biological process: morphogenesis of an epithelium; nerve development; muscle attachment. Lineage: Eukaryota; Metazoa; Chordata; Actinopteri; Cypriniformes; Catostomidae.
CUGGAGUUACACAUCAAGUGCAGAGCAGCACACACUCCGAAAAAGACGCCUUGGAGCCCUCGUUUCGUCAACAACCCACUUCAUCGGGGAGUCAUGUAAUCGCCCUUGACUUUCGCUGUAUAGUUUAAUUUUAUCUUUCUUUUUAAUUUGAUUUUCUUCGUCAUAAGGACUCAGAGCAGGACGCGCAAUCAAGCGCCGCGCAGUCGUCCUGUCGAUUUGCAAGGAAUAAAACAUUCUCGUUUCCUGAUUCUUUCUCGUUUUUCGUAGGAAGUCAGAAUCCGAGCGAGAGUAUAAAUAACCCAAGGAAGACCAUCGCAUUGACCUCCAGCAAUAACCAUCACGGACCGACGAGAAGGACCUUUGGUUUAAACAUCAGCCUGUUUUAUUCGCACGUCAAAGAAGAAUCGAAAGGGAUUUUGUCACUUUUUGGACUCGAGUCUGUUCAUCUUCACCCAUUUAAAACGGUUUUAGAGGAAGCCCCUUAACUAUGGGAUUUCAGAUCUACUGAGGGCACUUUCACAAAAGGAGGGAAGAGGGGCCGGCAUUGCGAACAAAAGGAAAGGAUUGAGCUUUUCAAAAGAGGAUCAGUUCUUUCUGACUCGGCGGGGUGCAUGCUGCCCCCUCAACUGGACGUCCUCUUUUGUGUGAGUGAGAGAAAUAAAAGCAGGCAUGCGCAAUAAACUAAGAGAGUUCCGGGAUGUGGGACGCCCCAUGCUGGGGCACAGGACUCUUGUGGUGCUGCUGGUCAUGAUGGGACUGUUUGUACCGGAAAUGCUGGCAUCCUGGGACCAGAACCCAAUAGAAGUUCUUGGGGAGGUACGGCAACUUGAGGCGUCUAUGCAGUCGGCGGUGCUGUCAGAUCUCCGCGAGGCAGAAGCAGCAGUUGUGGCCGUGUCACAGCCCAGCGGCCUACCGGACUCCUCCGCAGUGGUGGGCAGGGUGUUCCAAAUGCGGUUGAAUAUCAAAGCCAAGGACUUCAAGAGCACAGUAAAGAUCACAGAAGCAAGCAAGGAUGCACUCCCAGCAUGGUUGCAUUGGGAUGCAGAGAGCGGCACACUUCAAGGCCUUCCUCUAGAGACAGAUAAGGGCGUUCACUACAUAUCUGUUUCUGUGUCCAAUGAGAGCCAAGUCUCCCAAAGCUCAGAUGUGUUCUCCAUUGAGGUGCACCCAGAGGAGCAUGCUGAUACGGACCCUUUUCAGCUUGCAAUCCAAUCAACCAGCAAUGAUGUCCAACCUUUUAUCUGUGGCAAUGAGGAACCCAUAACAGUACUCACUGUUAUUCUGGAUGCUGACCUUACUAAGAUGAGUUCCAAGCAGAGGGUGGAGCUACUUGCUAACAUGAAAAAGUUCUCUGGAAUGGGGCUUCAGCACAUGAAAAUUUUGCCUGUGGUAAACAACCGUUUGUUCGACAUGUCCGCUUUCAUGGCCGGCCCAGGAAAUGCCAAAAAGGUGGUUGAAAAUGGUGCCCUUUUGUCCUGGAAACUUGGCUGCAGUCUGGAUCAAAGCAGCAUUCCUGAUAUCAGUAGUGUUCAAGUUCCAGCAAAAGAGGGGACCAUGUCUGAACAGUUAGGAUAUCCAGUGGUUGGAUGGCAUAUCGCUAACAAGAAGCCUCAUGUGCCCAAAAGGGUGCGAAGGCAGCUGAACAACACCCCCACCCCAAUACCUUCAUUACUCCCCCCAACAACUUACCCUGAGCCCCCCAUCCGUAUUGUUCCCACACCAACCUCACCUUCUAUAGCUCCUACCUCAGAUAGUUCUGCCCCACCUGUUCGUGGUCCUGUGCCACUGCCUGUGAAACCCACCAUUCGAACCCAAAAUCAAAUUGCCUACACUCCAACCUUAGGUCCACCUCAGCCUACGAGAAUAAUGGACACCACCAGCACUAUUGCCAUCCAGCCCACCGUUACCAGGCCCAUUUAUGUUGGGCCCUCUGUGACCCCCGCAACACCCACCACCAGGAAACCAACAAAGAGACCUGGAAAAAAACAAAAGACUACACCUAUACCAAGAGAACCUAAGACUACUACAACAACAAGACGCACCACUCCCUCAGUUGUGCUGCCUGAUGGCAAUAUUAAACCACAGUUGCGUAACCCAAUUGAUCAGGUGAAUGCCUAUGUUGGCACAUACUUUGAGGUAAAGGUUCCAUCGGAUACAUUUUUCGACAAAGAGGAUGGAACUACAGAUAAGUUGAGGCUCACCUUGCGCAAGGGCAAUGAUGUGGUUGGUGAUGACUCUUGGAUACAGUUCAAUAGUACAAGCCAGUUACUCUAUGGAUUACCAGACCAAGAACAUGAAGGAAAACACGAGUAUUUCAUGCAGGCAACUGACAAAGGAGGUCUCUAUGCAAUUGAUGCCUUUGAGGUCCGUGUCAAUCGCUGGGGAAACAACGUCAAGCCACCAGUGCUGUUUACAGCAGUAUUUGAUGGGGAUGCACAUACAGUGACCAAUGACAUUCAGAAGAAGAUCCUUCUUGUCAAGAAAUUGGCCCAAUCAUUCGGUGAUCGUAACAGCAGCACUGUUACAAUGAAGAACAUCAUCAAGGGCUCCAUCAUAGUGGAAUGGACUAACAACAGUCUUCAGCACAGCCCCUGUCCGAAAGAACAAAUACAGCAUUUGAGCAAAAGGAUCUCGGAUCAUGAGGGUAGACCUUCUUCACAGUUCAGAUAUGCCAUGGAACCAGACUUCAAGCCCUUAAAUAUCACUGUCAGAGGCACAGGAACAUGCCGUAACUACAUGUUUGUCCCGGCAGGUGAGAUUCCAGAUCCAACUCCUUCUUCUGUUACUCCUGCCAUGGGGGCUGGAAGACAGAGUACAGAUGAUGUGUACCUUCACACAGUCAUACCUGCUGUGGUGGUGGCAGCUAUUUUGCUGAUAGCGGGAAUCAUUGCCAUGAUCUGCUACCGUAAGAAACGCAAGGGCAAGCUGACUAUCGAAGACCAGGCAACUUUCAUUAAGAAAGGAGUGCCCAUCAUUUUUGCAGAUGAGCUUGAUGACUCCAAGCCACCCCCUUCUUCCAGCAUGCCCCUUAUCCUUCAGGAGGAAAAACCUCCUCUUCCACCUCCAGAGUAUCCCAACAUGGCUAGUCCAGAGACAACACCUCUCAACCAGGACCUUUUGGGAGAGUAUACACCUCUACAUGAUGAGGAUCCUAAUGCCCCUCCUUACCAGCCUCCGCCACCCUUCUCUGUCCCAAUGGAGGGUAAAGGAUCUCGCCCCAAGAACAUGACCCCCUACAGAUCCCCACCCCCUUACGUGCCACCCUAAUGUUUGUAGAACCCUCCAGAGCAGGAGGAUGGGGAACUUUGUAGUUCCGCACCAAUGUUGUCUCUUUGCAUUACAGGAUUUUUAAUGGGGAUGCUGCAAAUCAGGGUUUGGGGUGUUUUUGUUAAACAGGACACUUAAAGGAGUGGUGGGAGGUGUGUGUGUGUGGGGUGGGGGGUGGGGGCAUUCCAAGGAGAUGGAUGGCCUGCAAAGGACAGUAUGAACAACCUUAGCCUCUGACUACUCUGGUUAUUGCUAACUGUUGGGGAUGUACCCUCCAGUCCUGGCGCUUUUGUGUCUAGAUGGGCUUUUCGACUAUUUUUUUUUUUUUAUGUUUGUUUUUUUUGACUCCGAAUCAAACUCCUUGCCUAACAGCACUCUUUCUACCUUCUGAAUUCAUUAAUCUUGAAUAAUAUAAGCAGACAAUAAAACUGACUGCAGGUGCAAAAGGUUUCAUAGAGAAAUUCAAUAACAGAGGGCGAAUAAAAGAAUGGCUUCGAGAGACUUGGACAGCCAUGCAGACAGUUUUGUGGGAUGUCGAUUCAUUAUGGUUUUGCCUUUUAACACAAAAUUAAACUUUUUUUUUUUUUAUUGUUUUUCACAUGUCUAGUUAAAAUCAGUACAAGAAGAGGUAGCCAAAACGAGAGAUUUGUUUAAUUCACUGUAUAUUUGAAAAUUGUUAUGCUAGAUCAUCUUCAUUUAAUUUUUAUUAUAAAUAUAUAUUUUUUACUUUCUUUUUUCUUUUUUUUUUUUUUUUUUUUUUUUGGAAGUAUUACACUGAAAUGAACUAUUUCCCACCCCUCAAUCAUGAAAAUACAAAUAUUAACUCACUGCAAACAUAUCACAGUGGUUCUGACUUGAGAUAUAUACAUAUAAACUGACUUGAGAGAUAUUCUAUAUACUGUAGCCUCUCGCCAGCCACGUGACACUUUUGGAGGAGGUAGUCUCGUGAGUGUCGUCUAUGCAGAUUCUGCCUUUGACCUGACAGGCUAGAGCCUGAUAUUGAUCAAACUUAAUCGUAUUUCCCAUAGGCUAUUAAGAAAUCUUGCAAUUUAAAUUGGAUGUACAAGUUCAUGGGGUCAUUUAAUCCUUAAAGUCCUCAAGUCAGAACCAUCUAUAUACUGUUUCACCAGUUAAACUCAAGCUACUGAUAGUCACUGAGACGAAUUGCUGAAUUUCAAAGACUCAGUUUAAGCAGCUCAAGCUUGACUUUCAGACGUUUUGUAGUAUGUUUCGUUUUCUUUUAUUAUUAUUAUUAUUAUUAUUAUUAUUAUUAUUAUUAUUUUUAAAUAUAUAUGUCAGUGAUGAUUAUGGAGUAUAUGCCUUGGAUCCACUCAAAAUAAUUCAAAAUAAAGACUGAAGAUUUUGAAUAAGUCGACCCAUUCUCUACACAAUGGCAUCGUUUAUUAAAUGUCCUGACAUAAUUAUAUAUUUGCAGUUGAAUGCCAUAUUUUGCCUUGGUGGUAUCGCAGCAAGUGUCUUCUGUACAUACUAUUCUGCCUGUGGAUAUAUCUGUAUUUAUAGUCUAAAAGUGUGUAAAUCGGAUAUGAUACAAAAAAAAAAAAAAAAGAGAGAAAAAUAUUUCUGUAUGUUUUAGAUGGGGGUGAAUAUUUUUUAUAUAGUUAUGGUUAUAAAAAACAAAAACAUAUUUGAGCAAAAAUCUGCAGGAAAAAGGGGUAAAAACAAAGAACUGGACAAAAUCUAGAAAAAACUAUCAAAAAAGAUUGAUAAAUCAUGAUCUAAUUUUUUACAAAGAUUUUGAUACAGCCUCAAAUUGUUUAUUAAGAACAGUAAAUAUAUAGUGUACUGCAAUUUGUAAAACCUUAGUCUUGGUAAUCAAUUCAUUAUAUAGCUUUUCCUCAUGGAUGUUUUUUUUUUUUUUUAAACAGGCGGAUAGUGCUGCUCCUUGUAAUAGCCUAUUUUUUCUGAUUUGUUUUAUGCUCAUUUGUUCUGAGUUUUGAGUUUUAAAUUCAGAAGUGACAAUUGCAAUAAUAAAGGUGUGAUGUAGUCAUGGCUGGUCAGUAUGAAAAUAUGGUAGUGUGCAAGAUCUGUGUGAUACCACCUCAAGUCUGAGAACCCCUUGAAUCAGAUGUUUUGCUUCAGAGGAGGUUUUGUCUGGUUGUAUUUUCUGGUUGUAAUCGUAAUUCAUGUUUUAAUGCUUCCAUUUACCCUAUAUACAUUUUUCAGACCUAAAUCAAUUUAGGUUGGAUUUGAUAUGUUUCUUUGGUACGUACCAACAGUUUGAAGAUUGAAAUGUCUUGCUAAAAAUCAGUAGGAUUGAGGUAUAAAGUCUUUUUUCAUGCACCUAUAACAUUAAAAAUGCUGUCGUUAUUUAUUCACUCUUAUUAAAACCUGUAUGACUUUUUUUUUUUUUUUUUUUUUUCUUCUUCGUCUUCUUCCAUGGAACACAACAGGUAAACUUUUAAAGAAUAUUUUUGUCAGUCUUUUCUGUAUAUUGAAUGUGAAUGGGGACUGGAUUUGGCAAGAUCCAAACUGACAAAGCACCAUGAAAGUAUCAUAAAAGUGGUCCAUAUGACAGUGGUAUAUAUACGAUGGUAUAAACAAUGCGGUAUAUUAUUAGCCAUAAAAUAGCUUUGUAUUAGGAACAGACUAAAAUUAAACUGAGCUAGCUCUCCUUGGCGUGUUCAUGAGAGCAGCAGCAUUCCUGUUUGAUACAUGAAUGAAUCGGAUGUGUUGGAUCUUUUCAAUGAACCGAUUGAUCCAGUUCGCAAACCCUUCUGAAUGAUUUGUUCACAAAUGUAACUGUUCUGGCUCUUGGGUUCAAUUCACUGACUCUGACAGUUCAGGGGAUGAUUAUAAGUGACUAAUAACUUAAAGAGCACCUAUUAUGGUUUUUCAAAUAUUACCUUUCAUGUUGUGUGUUAUAUAGCUGUUUGUGAAUGUAAAAAAGUCUGCAAAGUUUCAAAAAUCAAAGUGCACGACAAAUGGAGUUAUUGACUCCCAAAAGAAAGAACCGAUUCUGAACACCUGAAACGAGUCGUUAGUAAUUCCAGACUUACUUCCUGUACUAACAUAUGUAAUUUGGUAACAAAUGGAGACCCGCUUCUGGUCUUCAUUGGCUGCUCGCGAACAGCUUUGACCCGCUCUCAAACACUACACUAAGCGGUAGACCAAUCACAACAGACUGGGACAUCUGACCAAUCAGAGCAGAGUAGGCUCUCUGAAAGGAGGAGUUUAGAAUGAAUCCUUUAGAACGGAUCAUUGAACGAGUCGUUUUUGACACUGGGAAAAAAAAAGGUAAUGCUGCAGUUUAAAUUUUUUAUUUUAUUUUUUUAUUUUUUUUUAUCUUUGAUGCAUGUAAAUCUAUUGUAUGAGACCUGUAAAACAAAAUUAGGCACAUUUAAAAACCGUAAUACGUGCUCUUUAAAUUUCAGUCUGUUCCUCGCACAAAGCUAUCAUCUGACUUGGAAUAUAGCAGAGAGAUAACUUAUCAUUUUUUUUUAUUGUGCUUUGGUGAACUUUUUGAAGCUUGAAAGCCUCAGUGCCUAUUCAUUGAAAUUGAAUGGCAAAGAGCUAUUACAAAUGUUCAGAAUUUCUUCUUUUUCGUUCCAUGGAAGAUUUGUCUUUGUUUGGCAAGACAUGGGGGUGAGUAAAUAAUAGCAUUUUCCUUUUUGGGUGAAUUGUCCCUUCAAAGACUUUCUUUAAGGGUGCUGGUUUAAUGUAUCAUUAUCUCAAACAUUCACUACAUCUUGAAACAGCAUUUACAAACUACCCGGAGAACGCAAACCAAAAGAAGAAAGUAAUUGCUUAACGUAGUUCUUUUUCGUGGCCUUUUUAAUGGUUUGUUUUGUGUUGCAUUGUUAAACUACAUUAUUUAUACAUCAUCAAUGUAGCACUGAGUCUGUUGCAGUACAACUUACUUUCUCAUUAGCACAAUUCUGAAUAAAUGUUUUAGGUGAAAAAACCAAAGAUGCAGAUUACGAAAUGGCUGUCAUUUGCUUACAUUGAGUCUGCUGCUUUACAACUUUACAUUCUUCACUUACCAUGUCAAAUAAAUAAAAGAAAUGACAGAUAUCAAAUGAAAACAAUACUUAUCCCUCUAACCCAUUCAAAAAUGUUUCCUGUAGACCACAAGCUCGGUGUUGUCAAAGUUACAGAGCAUAUUAUUACAUAUGUCUAUUCUGUAUGGCUAUUUUAAAUCAUCCCUAAAAUGAGGAUUUAUUUAAUCCAACCUGAUCAGAAUGUUGGCGAAUGUAGGUUUUUGUUUGUCGAAUCAAAUCAGCCUUCAUUUAUGUACAGCAUUCCAGUCUAUUCCUUUUAAACUGGAAUAUCAAACUUUUAUAUUUGAUGUUGAUGAUACUAUAUCUAUAGAAGAGGGUGGUAAAAUAGGGGAAACCGGUCAAUAUGUUUUUAUUUUGUAUAUGAGUUAUGUAAUUGAGCAAGACCGAAUCAUUUCUAUAUUGUUUUAUGCUCGUUAUUCAUUUUUAACAUUUUGUCCAAGUUUUAACCAUGUUAUAAGGUCUGCAAGCUGUAUUGCAAAGAAAAGUCAAACUGACAAAAUAUUGAAUUUGAACUGUUAAGCAAUGAAUUUAUAAAGGUGCUGCCACUGACCUUGGGGCCAGGUGUGACAGUGAUACGGAAAAUGAGACCAUUUUAUGCUAUUCGAGUUCUGACAAAUUGUGCAGGUACUGUGAGAACAUGCAGGCUAGUACAGAAUACUACACAAACGUAAUGAGAGAAAAUUCUUCAGUCAUUCUCUUUCAUGUUAAACAGCGUUGGUUAAUUUAUGCCACCAGACACUGUAUGUUUGAAUCUUGUAUUAAAAAGUGUUCUCACCGGGA